ACAACUCGUCGCCGCUGCAGUUUAUCCCGCUACUAUAGCAAUUCGAUAAUCUCUCAGUCAUCAGAGUCUGACUUUGGGCUCUGAAAGAAGAUCUUUCGCCAUGUCUUGUCAACGUAACACUCGCAGAAAGAUUGCCCAUGGUGCAAGUCCUUAUUCAAUGCCAAAACAAUCCACACGAUUUUCAAAGUAUGUCUUAAUAUUUGCACCUGCUAUUGUUUUCAGAUUUACAAGAAUCAAAGCUAAUAUUGUUUCCAUAUUUCUCGGGGAUGAUAUUAUCACUUUUCGAGUAGGUGAUGGACUUCUACCUAUUAAGGUUCACAAAAACGUCAUUUGCGAAAAGCUGGAAGUUUUCGAUGCCAUGCUUCGGGGAAACUUUAGUGAGGCAACCUCCAAAGUUAUAGACUUGCCGGAAGAUGAUUUCCACACCUUUGAGUUGUUGGUACAGUGGUGUUACACAAAUCGAAUAUCCAUGCCGGAUUCAACAACUUCAUAUGAAGCUGUAGGACAAAGAGUGGAAUUGUAUUGUUUGGCUCACAAGUACUGUGCUUUGGUUCUGCAAGACUUUGUGACGAACUACAUCAUUACAUGGCUCAGGAUGAAUGAGCACCGUACCAAGAUUGUCGACCCAGCAUGGAUUGCACGCAUUGAGCGAACAUUCACAGCCACAUAUGAUGAAUUGGCGGGAUUAGAUGGAUUGCCGGGACCCCUUCGAUUUCUCAUCGGGUUUGUGAAUAAGAUGACCGUACUCGCGUCAAAACCUGGCGCCUCAGAAUUGGCAGUGAUGCGUUUUGCUAACUUUCGAUCACGAGAGCUGGAACAUUGGGGUUGUGUAUUCUCCGAGGUUCCCAGUAUAAGGCGAUAUGUCGGAUUAUCCGGGCAAUCUGACGCGGAAAUUACCGAGGAACUGAAUCCAUCAUCAACAGCCUGCUGCGAAUAUCACACUCAUUCCCGAAAGGAUAUGCUUGAAUGUCCAUUAUUCAAGGAUUUAAAAGGAUCAGCCAAAUAUUCCCCAGACGCUUUCGUAAUAGUGACACAUCUCAAACGCCUAGGCAGAAUGGCCAAAGAGAUUGAGAAAUAUGGUUUCCAUGGCAGUUCAUUGCCGCGUGAUGGUCCCAUUGGCGCUAAUCACCUGAUUCUUCACACCGAAUUCGAUAUGAAUGGCAACUUAUUCACAAAGGCACAAGAAUUGGCCGGAUUCAAGGAAUUGACCGAUAUGGGAAUAAUAUCGGAACCAACAGGAAUACGCCGCAACUUCUUGUUUCUCAAUGGUAAUGGUCUUGAAAAUCUAUGAAGCUUGCUAAAUGGUUUUGUACAUGCAUGUUCUUGUCCUCGUGGUCGCCAGAAGCGCGGACUAGCAUGCAAUACAAAGAUUAGAUAGGCUUAGGCUCAGCGCAUGGAAAUUUGCUGGAACAAACAACUAAAUUCACGGAGCUGGGUGAGGAUUUCAUAUACAUUUGAUGGAAACGAACAAUCUAUUUCUUUCAUUGGGGAAGGCUUAUAACUAGAAAUGUGUUAUUUGAAAGCCGAGUAUGGAGAUACCGUGGUAGAUAGAACUUACAUGAAUCAAUGCGACUUUGUAACAUCUACUGAAAAUACCCCGU
Sclerotinia trifoliorum is the source of this 1601-nucleotide messenger RNA. The record is from the annotation of a GenBank genome assembly. Lineage: Eukaryota; Fungi; Ascomycota; Leotiomycetes; Helotiales; Sclerotiniaceae.